This is a messenger RNA of Thelazia callipaeda (thelaziosis nematode), 1056 nucleotides long. Lineage: Eukaryota; Metazoa; Nematoda; Chromadorea; Rhabditida; Thelaziidae. The record is from the annotation of a GenBank genome assembly.
AUGAAAUUUCCAGGUAAAGGGAGACUAGGACGUCUCACAAUGCCUGAACCGGAAAGCCUACCCAAUUUAGAUCUUGACGAUAAAUGCAUGAUGAAAUUUUCGGAAAAUGAUGAAGAAGUACAAGUACGAGCUCAAGACCUAGAAAAGAUUGGAGAGCUUGGAAGGGGAGCGUAUGGAAUAGUUGAAAAAAUGCGUCAUCGACAAACGAAUAUGAUUAUGGCAGUUAAACGCAUUCAUUCUCAAAUAAACGAUGAAAGCCGAAAACGAAUGCUUGUAGAAUUGCAAGCUUGCAUGAAAAGUGAUUGUUGUCCACAGAUGGUGCGUUUCUAUGGUGCCAUGUUUCGUGAAGGUGAUGUAUGGAUUUGCAUGGAAGUAAUGGAUACAUCGUUGGAUAAGUUUUAUCGACUGUGUUUCGACUCAGGUCGCCUUUUGCCAGAAAUGUUCAUCGCUAAAUGUGCUCUUUCAGUUAUUGAGGGUCUGAAUUUUAUGAAAGAGCAGAUGAAUCUGAUACAUCGCGAUGUAAAACCCUCUAAUAUACUGUUAAAUCAGCAUGGAGCUGUGAAAAUUUGUGAUUUUGGAAUUUCUGGUCAUCUGACGAAUUCUGUUGCCAAAACAGUAAAUGCUGGUUGUAAACCUUACAUGCCACCGGAACGUAUUGAAGGGGAGAAGAAGGUUGCUUACGAUGUUCGAGCUGAUGUUUGGAGUUUAGGUAUCACACUGGUAGAAAUAGCCUUAGGAUCCCAUCCGUAUUCUAAGUGGAAGACGCCAUUUGAACAACUGAAACAAGUUGUACAUGAACCGGCACCAAGAUUGACGUGUAAUUUGGGAUUCACAGAUAAUUUUCGGGAUUUCGUUGCCCAGUGCUUAACGAAAGAUUACAACAAGAGGCCUAAAUAUCCGGAUUUGUUGGCCCAUAGGUUUCUGGAUGAUGCACGUAAUGAUCGUGAAUUUUCUAUGGGAGCUUUUAUAAAGCAAAUUUUGGACUUGGUGGAACGUGAACGUAAUGCAGCACUUGCGAAUUUAAUUGAGACAUCCGUUCCUGGAUGUGUCAGUUAA